CCUCCCCACAGCUGCCGACGGUUCGGUUCGCAGCAGCUGCUGACUCCGUUCUCCGGUCCUGGCCCGGCAGUAGCGGAAGGGCGCAGGCGCGGCUUGCGGCUCUCCUAGCGCCUAGUAGCGGAGCGGGACUCUCGAGAAUCAUCAUCCAGGACCUGCCAGAAGCCACAAGAAAAAAAAAUGGGGAGGGUUUUUCUCACAGAAGAAAAAGCCAACUCUGUAUUAAAACGCUACCCAAGAGCCAAUGGGCUUUUUGAAGAAAUAAGACAGGGCAACAUUGAGCGUGAGUGCAAAGAAGAAGUCUGCACAUACGAAGAAGCCAGAGAGGCUUUUGAAAAUCAUGAAAAAACUAAAGAAUUUUGGAGCACCUAUACAAAAGCACAACAAGGAGAGACCAACAGAGGAAGUGACUGGUUUCAAUUUUAUCUUACUUUUCCAUUAAUCUUUGGCCUCUUCAUUAUUCUCCUUGUCAUCUUCUUAAUCUGGAGAUGCUUUCUAAGAAACAAAACUCGGAGACAAACAGUAGCUGAAAGCCACAUUCCUUUUCCUCAACAUCUUAACAUUAUUACUCCACCUCCUCCAGCAGAUGAAGUCUUCGAUAACAGUGGAUUGUCUCCAGGCUUUUUGGAAUACGUUGUUGGGCGCUCAGAUUCUGUCUCCACUCGCCUUUCCAAUUGUGAUCCCCCACCGACCUAUGAGGAAGCAACUGGCCAGAUGAACUUGAGAAGUGAAACAGAACCUCACUUAGACCCACCACCAGAAUAUGAAGACAUAAUUAACUCCAGCUCAGCUAGUGCCAUUGCUAUGGUGCCUGUGGUCACCACCAUCAAAUGAAGCUGCAAACCUCUUUUUACUCUAAUCAUUUCUAAAAUACUAAUGGGAGAACUUUCUAGCACUUUACCACUACAUAAAUGUGCAUUGACUUAUCUUAUUAGAUAACUCCUACAGCAUACCACUUCACAUUUACUGGUUGAUUUAUCUUUAGUUUUGUUUCUUAUUAUAAAAGUAUUAUCCACAUUCAUUUUUACAAGAGAAAACAUGAAGGAAAGACAUGCCAGUGAAGGUCUUUAUGUGCUGUAUAACAUACACAUGUCUGUACAAAUAUGUAUAUGUAUGUAUGUGUAUAUACAUAUAUAUGCAUAUAGCCACAUGUGCAUCAUCCAGUAUGUGUAACUCUUGUAUAAUUAACUAACUUCCACCACACCACCCAUAAAGACAGCAUUACUCCCCAAAACUGAAAAGGACAGGGAGGGCACCAACAGUUUAUGUGAUAGUCAGCAACAUGCAAUGUUUUCUAACUAUUAUAGACAUCGGUUAACCUCCCAUUUCUUUCUUCAAAGGAAAAAUAUACAUGGAUUCAUUCUCAGUUUUAGAAACAUCUCACAGAGAGAGAGACAGACUGAUUGUGGAGUAUAACAAGGAAAUCAUUAGUCAUUAGCGGCAUUUAGCUCAUUUCGUACUAGGGUUUUUCUUUUUGGCUAAGUGCUACUCACUGUCCCAUUAAAAGCAUCUUUGAAUGUUUCAUGCUACUCAUAUUAAUAUCUUGUUUGUAAGAAUUUCUAGGUAAUGGAAUAAUGUAUGUGUUAGUGACAGGGAGUAGAUUCUGACUACCCCUUUGCUCAUUGUGUUGGGUAACAUUUUUUCUUUUACACUAAUUUGUAUUCUCUCAUUGCUAUCAUAUAUUCUUCAUGCACUCAAGAGUUUAGCUAAAACCAAUUUUUUGAUGUAUUUUCUUAAUGUUUUAUACAGGCUGAAAUCUUCACAAUUUUCCAUUUAGUUAUAAGCUGUGACUUUGGAAUUGACACUGUGUUGAUGGAAGGUGAUUACACAGUAUCUGCUAUAGCAGGUGCACACUCAAUCUAGUAUAGUCCCACAUAGAUUUCAUUAGUGUUGCUGUUUUGUUUUACAGUCUAUCGUUUUGUUUUUUUGUUUUUUUUUAGCUGCAAUAGUUUUAUUUCUUUCCCUUUGAGUAGAGGGAGCAGGUUGUGAAUGAACUGCCAAAAUAAACUAUUUCAGAAGAAUAAGAAAGGUCAAAUGAAAUGGUAUAUGUACAAGUAAUUUGUGCAAUGUGAAGAACUAUUAAGACGCUAAUAUUAAUAUUGUGCUACAAGGGGACAUUUCUGUUUCCCUAGAAUUGAGCAGAGCUUUCACAUAUUGAGAACUAGAGCAGUCUUCUCCAUAAAUAGCUAAUAUUUUCCUAAUCUGAAUGUCCAGGAUAUUACUUACCUUCUGACAUAAUCUGGACUGUAUAAAAGCUGUGCCAAUUUAAGUAUAUUUGCCAAUGCAGCAUAGGAUGAAUAAAUGCUGGAAAUUACACCAAAGUACAUGAAUUAGUUAUAGGUCUGAUAGAUGAAAAAUAUAUCUUGAUAAUGGUCUUAGCACAACAAUAUUGCUUUGAAUUUUUUCUGACUAUAUAAUCUUUCCUUUCUAAUUAAAUCUGAAGUUAGAGAUGUUUGAUUCAGUGUGGACAAGGAGAUAUGUGUUGUUUAUAACUGAAAAUUUAGGCGUGCGUGUGUGUGUGUGUGUGUGUGUGUGUGUGUGUGUGUGUGUGUGCGCGCGCGCGUGCCUAAUAUUAGGCUUUAGAUGAGACCAAUAAUUUUCAGAUUUUGGCCCACAGACCCUGGGAGUUCCUGACAGUCUUCCAGGGGAUCUGUGUAAUCAAAAUAUUUUCAUCCUAUCUGAAGACAUUAUUUCUCUCUCUUAUUCUAAUUCUCUCAAAACAGAGUUAAACAAUGGAAAACAAUAGUCUUUCCACACAUCUUUUUAAAAAAGAAAAUAUAACUAUUUUUCAUAAAAAUGUAUUCAUUCUUAUUGGCAUUUUUUUAAUUUUUAGGUGAUCUAGUCUUUUAAUUUUUUUAGUUCAAUUCUAACAUGCUAAAUAGUUAUCGAUAUAAAACUCAAAAAAAAGUUCAUUGGAAUCUAGAGUUUCCCAAGAAUGUAAAGGGUGAUCCAGAAACCAAAAUUUUAAGAUCAACAGGAUUAGACAAAAAAAGGACAUCCUGUCACUAAGUUAGGGUUUUUUUUUUUUGUAAUGUGAUUUCACAUUUUGAAGUCUGAAUAUUGGAUUUAAUACUUCCUGCACUGAAGUAUAAGAAUGAGUGAUGAUUCUUGGAACAGAAGCCAAAUGUUUAAAUUGAUCCACUGAUCAAUUUAAUGACAACUAUUUAGAUUGUUGGUCAGAGAAUACACUACUUCAUAGUAAAUAAUAGCUGCACUAACCAAAAAUUUCAUGACAGCUUUUCCAUGAUAAUGAGAGAAUAACCAAAUUACUUUCUUCAUGAAAUUUUCUUUUACAUUUUUUGUUGUGUUUGAGUACAGUUUAGGUUUCAUACUUUGAAAAUCUCCUUUCUUAGCCCUUCUGGUUUUGUAAAGUGUGAGUUUUGUAACUAUUAUAAUUAAGGGGCUUAUCUGGAAUAAUAUAUAUUUUUAUGCUUUGCCUUUCCUACUUGAUUGAUACUGCAUUUGCCUUUGAUCGUUUUUAAUGAAGAUUUAUUUUUGCAGAAUAUACUUAAUACCUUUCUAAUCAGUAAGUAAAUGGAAUUCAAUGGUUUAUAUUUAAAUAGAAGGAUCUGCUCAUGGCUUCUUGAGUAGAAUGAUUUUCAAGCCUCAACCUGCAGUGCUUGUGCCUGGAAUCCUUGAACUGGCAAUUUAUGCUUCCCUGCUCUAAAUGUCAUAGUAAAUUCUAUAUGUUCUAAAUAAAUGAAAUGAUUGCUUCUUUUCCUGUUGACCAAGCAAAAUACAGAUGUUAUAUUUGUUCAUUGCUAAUGAAAACUUCUUCAAGACUGAUGAUCUGAUCCAGUAACUACAGAGGUAGUUUUAACUUAGUUCUAUGUAAAUAGCACGUAUUUUAUGACAAUACUUCACAUUUUCAAAUGCUUGGUUUACAUUAAAUUAUGAUAUUUAACUUUUUAUGUUUAUACUAGAUACGAUUUUCUUAUGUUUCUGUGUUUUUAGUAUGCUAAAUAAAGCUAUUUUUAAACCCAA
Messenger RNA from Peromyscus maniculatus bairdii (prairie deer mouse), 3981 nucleotides. RefSeq names its product proline rich and Gla domain 1 (gene Prrg1). Gene Ontology annotation, molecular function: calcium ion binding. NCBI's taxonomy places the organism in Eukaryota, Metazoa, Chordata, Mammalia, Rodentia, Cricetidae. Gene Ontology annotation, cellular component: extracellular region. The record is from RefSeq and is a predicted model, not a curated record.